AUGUUAAAAUUGAUUGAUCAAAAAUAUUUAAGAACAAAAAAAAUGGCUGUUUCAAACACACAAGAUUUGAUUGUCGAUGGAGCAGAGUUAAGUCAUCCAAUAACCAUCACACGUGGUAAAAUAUCUCGUACGUAUCUAGUCAUUGCAUAUCCAUCACAAAUAACAAGAAAUACAACAAAUACUCAUGCUGAUGGAACAACAACACCAGAUCCAAAAACAGUCAAAAGAUGUCGAUGGUAUACUACUGGUAUAAUUCGAUUUCAUGUCAAUCCUGAAACUGGUUUCAUCUACGAAGCACGACCGGAUUUACAUGAACUUGAAAUAACACUUGAAUGUAUAUUAGACAAAUCCCACAAACAACAAUUGGCUAAUCAUGCUGAAGAACUUUAUGGAUUCAAAUUAACCGUUGACAAUUUUGUCAUUUGUCCAUUUCAAACAUUUCUUGCACAGUUGACAAUUGACAUUGAUGGCAUUGUAAAAACAUUUUAUGGAACACUUAUGAAUAACAAAGAAUUGCAUCCAAUGCGAAUCAUUUUUAAAAUCGAAGAUUCAGAUGAAUUGUCAAAAAUCACUUCAAAACUCGCUCGUCCCCAUGAUAAUCAUAUUAUAUUGAGCUAUGAUUAUAGUCUAAGUGGAACCUCAACAGCUCAUGCUUCAUUAGAUGUUACUGCUGAAGAGGUGAGUCAAAUCAAUUUGGAAAAACAAAUAUUUGGCACAAGCAAAGCCGGAAGUAUGAUGGUAAGUCGAUCAUUUAUGGAUAAAGUUUCGGCUGGAAUUUCAAGCAAAUUGUGUGUUGUUGAAAAAAUCGGAGUUGGUGCAUCAUCAUGUGGACACGAUUUAAUUAAACAAGAAAUUAUUAAUGCCAUUUCAGAUGGUGGCUUCAAAAAGCUCAGUAUCGAUGAUAUAAAACAAUUGGAAAGCAACGAUAUGGGAGUUACCGAUGAUUUAAAAGCCAAUAUAAUUAAUUCAGUGUCUGGAAGCCAGGCAAAUAGCUCAACAUCAGAUCAACAUAGUUUAGACAAGUCUUCGUCGGCUAAUUCGUCAAACAUUUUGCAUGCUAACAGUGGAGCCAGUAAUCAAUCGGGAAGUCAAUCAUCGAACUCAUCACUAAGCCAUAGAGGAAAUGUAGAUGUUGGUUUUAAACUGAUUAGUGGCAAGGGCGGUUACAACUACGACAAUAAAAAUGCAUCUGAAUCAGCCUACGACAAUUCAAACAGUUAUGAUAAUAAAGAUCAUGCACAUAAAACUAACAAAAUGUCGCAGUUGAACGAAAAUUCCGGUAGCAAUUCAAACUCAAAUAUGGCAAGCGGCGAAAUCCACGGUCAAAUAAGACAAGUGAAAAACAUUGAUGUGGCAAUCGUUCAUCGAUUGAACGUUGCUAAAGGUUUCAAAAUUUCAUUGGUUCGAUGGCAUCAUCAACUGUCAACAGCAUGUGUAAAAGGUCGAAUAACAACAAAAGGCGAUACGGAAACAUUGGACGAAAUUCAAGCAAGACAGAAAGCAGAAGGACAAGCAAAUGUUAACCGUCAAGAAUACGUGCCAACAACAACACAUAAACCAGAAAUUAAAAAAUCAACAACUUCGAAUGUUUCUGAAGAAAUAUGGGAAUUAGUAGGACAAUUUUCAUCGAAUAGAACACCAUCUGAACUUAAUUUAUCCUCAAAAAAAUUAUCGGAUAAUGAAAUUGAAGUAAUUUGUGAUAAAUUGAAAACAAAUCAAAGUUUAAAGAAACUUGAUUUGUCUUAUAAUAUUAGCGAUACAAGUGCUCUACUAUUAUCUAAUGCAUUAAAAACAAAUCGAAAUUUAAUUAGACUUAAUUUAUCUUUUAAUCAAAUUAGUGAUGAAGGUGUACGAUCGUUAAGCGAUGCAUUAAAAGAAAAUCAUUGUUUAACUAUACUAAAUUUGUCUUCAAAUCAAAUCGGUGAUGAUGGUGUUCAAUUAUUAUCGAAUGCAUUAAAAGAAAAUCAAAGUUUAAUGGAACUUAAUUUGUCUUCUAAUAGAAUUACUGAUGCAGGUGCUCGAUCAUUAAGUAAUGCAUUAAAAGUCAAUCGAAAAUUGACUAUACUACAUUUGUCUACUAACCAAAUUGGUGAUGAUGGUGCUCUGUCAUUAAUUGAUGCAUUGAAACAAAAUGAAAGUUUAAUUAAAUUUUAUUUGUCUUUUAAUCAAAUUGGUGAUGCAGGUACUAGAUCAUUAAAUGAUGCAUUAAAAGCAAAUCGACAUUUAACGGAAAUUGAUUUGAGUUGGAACAAAAUUAGUGACACGAUAGAACAAAACAUACAGUCGCAAUCAAACAAUAAUUGCAAGAUUAUUUUCUAA
Messenger RNA from Didymodactylos carnosus, 2319 nucleotides. The record is from the annotation of a GenBank genome assembly. NCBI's taxonomy places the organism in Eukaryota, Metazoa, Rotifera, Eurotatoria, Philodinida, Philodinidae.